UAAUUUAUUUUUUUUUUGAAGGAAAUUUCCGUUCUUCAUUUCCUAAUUGUCCAUGAUAUGUAUAAUGUGAUGAGUAGGAGUAGACAAUGACCAUGAUGAUUAAUAAAUCAGUACAUGUGUGUGUGUGUUGAAGAUGAUGAUAAAUGGAAUUAUGAAUUUCAUUACAUAUCUCAUGCUUUUAUUGUUUUGAAAAAAAAAUUUUUUAACGGUGACAAAUAAGUGAAAAUAGGCAUGGUCGUCCAUCCAUCCACCUCUCAAUUGUUGUAAACAAAACAAAAAAUUACAUUCACUUUUACUCAUUCCAUUAUUUUUUCUAACCACAAAAUGUUCAAUGAUCGUUCAUUUGGAUAUUUACUUACAAUGAUGAGUGGUAUAUUAUGGGGAUUGUCAACACCAUUCAUGAAACAACAUUCUGGACAUUUAGCUUGGAAUGUUCGUUCGUCACAAAAUAUUCUUUCCAAUGUAUGGCCAAUAAUCAAAAUGUUGUCAUCUAAUUGGAAGUUUAUCACAUUCUUUUUCAUCAAUCAACUUGGCUCAAUUUUAUAUACAUAUUCAUUGUCCUAUACACCGAUCAAUGUUGCCGUACCAUUUAGCAAUUCAAUCAAUUUAACAUUGGUAGUAUUAUUUGGAUGUUUCAAGGAAAAUAUAAUCAUCAAUACAGAAAUUAUCAUUGGUUUAUUUCUAGUCAUUACUGGAAUUACAUUAUGUACAUUAUCGAAUUCGUCAUGAAUUUAAAAAAAAUUUCAAUUACACAUUAAAUUAUGAUAAUAAACCAUUCAUCAUUUGGCAGAAUAUUUAUAUUUUUUUUAAAUGAAUUUAUGGCCAUUUCAUCCAUAAAUGAAGUAUAAUAAUAAUAAUCGAUAUAUCGAGAGUAUAAACAUCAAAUGCAAAAUGCACUCAUGUUUUUUUUUUACUCUCCCGUUUUUAUUAUAUCGUGGAUUCACUCGAUCCAAAGUUGUGUUUGUAUAUAUGUAAUGAAGUGAAGUAAUACUCAUGACAGAAAAAUAAAGAUGAUGAUGAUGAUGAUUUUAUUCAA
Messenger RNA from Dermatophagoides farinae (American house dust mite), 1036 nucleotides. Its product is annotated as transmembrane protein 234 homolog. NCBI's taxonomy places the organism in Eukaryota, Metazoa, Arthropoda, Arachnida, Sarcoptiformes, Pyroglyphidae. The record is from RefSeq and is a predicted model, not a curated record.